UCAUAUUGAUCUACUGACACACAAAUCAUGGACAGUAUUAACAGUGAUUGCAUCAGCCUCCCAGGUUAAGCUCGCACUUCACUUCUACCGGUCAACUUUGUUUUUACAUUUUUAAUUAAUUAAUUGACACAUGAAAAAAUUAAACAAAACAUAUUUCUAAAUUCAAUGUACACUUAAGGCUACACUAUGUAAGAUUUUUUUUUGCUAGAAAUGAAAUUGCAUUAAUGAGCAAGUACGCCAAUAAUCCAUCUUCCAAACCAUGUUUUUUCCUUACCCCGAUUCACUAUGGUAAGCCUGUAAUAAUUAUUUAUAUUUUAGAGCUAUCGGGAUGGAUUUGGCUGGAAAUUGCAUACUUCCGUCAAUUGUCCGGGCGUGUUUACGUCAUGUCCGUAAAUAAAAAAAAAAAUAAAAUCCAGCUACUACAGCACGUGUAUGUACGCUGAUAGGUUCGGUAGUAGUUUAAAGCUGAAAGCUUGUAGCCACAACAAAUGAGCGACAUUGACCAUGGAUCAUUCAAAAAGGCAACCCUUUGGGGAAUCACAUGUUUUCAAAAUAAAGAAACCUUGAACAGAGAAGAGUCUGCAAGCAAAAAGGGAAAGCGACAGAGCACAUAAUAAUAAAACACAAAACAACAUUGGAUUGGCAUUUCAGAGGUGGCGACAACUCCGAGAACUUAAAGGAUUUAAAACCGACCCAGAGAUGGAGUUUUUCUUGCUGGACAGAGCUGAUGGGAGUGAAAGAGGAAAGUCAAGAGCUGAAUGAAGUGGAGGAGAAACUUCAGUAUCAGAAACAUCAUGAUUUCACAACUGGAGAAAAAUCUUUGAGUGACUUAAAGACUAAAAAUAAUUUUUCACCAAAAAAGCCUCAGAGAAGAGCAGCCAAGAAAUCUUUAACCUGCUCUCACUGUGGAAAGAGUUUCCCAUUUAAAAGCCGGCUUAUUAGACACACAAGAAUUCACACAGGAGAGAAGCCUUACAUGUGCCAUCGGUGUGGAAAAAGUUUUAUAGAUACAGACACUCUCAAGUAUCAUCUCCGCUGUCACUCUGGAGAAAGACCAUUUGAAUGUGAUGAGUGUGGUAAAACAUUUGUUGUGAGUUCAAGCUUAAAACGACAUCUGAAAACUCACACAAAUGAGAAGCCUCACAUGUGUUCUUUUUGUGGAAGGAGUUUUGCAGACAUGUCCUAUUUUAAGGAACAUCAGAAAAUUCAUACCGGUGUGAGUGAUCAUAUGUGCCUUCAAUGUGGGAAGACCUUUAUUACAGCCUACAACUUGAAACAGCACCAAAUAACUCAUACUGGAGAAAAACCGUACAAGUGCUCACACUGUGGGAAGAGUUUCAAUUUGUCACAAAACCUGAAAAAACAUGAGAGAAUUCAUACUGGGGAGAAACCAUAUGAGUGUUCGUUCUGUGGAAUGAGUUUUGCACGCUUGUUCUGUUUGAAGGGGCACCAGAAAAUACAUAAUGGCACGAAGGCUUAUUUGUGCUCUGAAUGUGGGAAAAUCUUUACUACAGCCAGCAACUUAAAAAUACACCAAAUAAUUCAUACUGGAGAAAAACUUUUCCAGUGCUCACAUUGUGGAAAGAGUUUCACUUGGUCACAAAAUUUGAAAAAACACGAGAGAAUCCAUACUGGAGUGAAACCUUACAAGUGCUCACACUGUGAAAUGAGAUUCACUUGGUCAAAGUCCCUAAAAACACACGAGAGAAUUCAUACUGGAGAGAAACCUUACACAUGCUCAUACUGUGAAAUGAGAUUCACUUGGUCAAAGUCCCUAAAAACACAUGAGAGAAUUCAUACAGGAUAGUCUUGUCUAAUUCUUGUGAUGACUCCUCUCCACCACAGGAUAUCAGCACCUUCGAUCAUUAGACUACAUGCACGUAUUGGCGAUAUGAUUUUGUACAACUCAUGUCAUGAGAACAUUUUACGUAUGUACUGUAUUGUUGUUCUUGUGUUCCAGAUGACCAAGUGCUGCUGAUGUGAGCAGAAUCUUACUAAAUGGUUGCUAAUGACUUUAAAGCAUUGGUUCUUAACCAUUUUCAAUUCACAUUCAAGGCCCUCCAUUGCCCAUGAAAAUCUUUAAAGGCCCCUUUCCCCAGAAAACUAACAGUGUCAGUAGAAUAAAAUACAGUAAUUAUUUAAGUAAUUUAAUUAUUUUAGUCUUGAGGCCCCCUAGUGGGCCCUGGCCCUGACACCUCUGCUUUAAAGGCAUGGUUCAAUACAAGUUAAGCUUACUCAACAGCAUUUGUGGCAUUAUGUUGAUUAGCACAAAAACAUUUUGUCUAGUUUUGGAGGGUUUAGACAAAUUUUUUCUGUAUUUGAGCUGUAAAGAGCGUUACAUCGUCAUGGUAAUUAAGUUACCAAAUUGGACUGUUCUGUACACGAUUUUAUCACACUAAAAUCAGGUUAACACAUUUUGUGUACGUCUUGUUGCUCUACUUUUGAAGCAGAAUUUAAAUGAUUACGGAUUGACUCCAUUCUCUUCCAUUGAAAGUGCCUCACUGUAAACCAUAUUUUUGUUUAAUUCAAGGGACGAGUUUAAUUAAAGUUUUGUGGUAAUCAACAUUAUACCACAUUUUUUUUGAUUGAGCUUAACUUGUAUUGAACCCAGGUUCCACGUUAUAUAUAGUUUGUCAUUGGCAUCAAUCAAACAGUAACCAUUUUUAUUUAUAAUCAAAAAAACUUUUGUUGGUAAUUGUAAAUUUAACUAUACAAUUUAAAGAAAAAUUUUAAAGUAAAUAAUUUUUUGAAGUAAAGAAGAAACAACUAUUCCCAUAAAACAAUUAAAUGUGAUGGAUCACGCAGGGAAUUCUGGGAACGCUCAAUUAUUAUAACAAUAAUUUACUGUAAGUUAAUGUACAUGUACUCUCUUGUAAAACAUAAUAUACAUUUUUACUGUUAAUUAUACGGUAAAAUUAUACUUUUAACAUCGAAAAAAACAUGAUUUUUACAACAUUUUACUGUAUUGUCUUGUUAAAUUUAUUCGUUUUUUUUUUACCUGUUAACCAAUAAUUUUUUUUUGACUAGCAUUUUUACAGUCUUUUACCGUUAAAAUUACGGAUAUUUUUUACAGGUAGUUAAAGAUACAUAUUUGUUACUGUAAUAAGUGAUUUUAUUAUUUUAAUGCAUGAAUUUUAAAAUGGAAUAAAAAAUAAAAACAUUG
Myxocyprinus asiaticus (Chinese sucker) is the source of this 3163-nucleotide messenger RNA. Its product is annotated as zinc finger protein 239-like. NCBI's taxonomy places the organism in Eukaryota, Metazoa, Chordata, Actinopteri, Cypriniformes, Catostomidae. Gene Ontology annotation, biological process: regulation of immune system process; negative regulation of transcription by RNA polymerase II; regulation of cytokine production. The transcript has 2 exons. The record is from RefSeq and is a predicted model, not a curated record. The coding region runs from base 728 to 1807 and encodes 359 amino acids.